This is a messenger RNA of Oryzias latipes (Japanese medaka), 1233 nucleotides long. RefSeq names its product aspartylglucosaminidase (gene aga). The record is from RefSeq and is a predicted model, not a curated record. Gene Ontology annotation, molecular function: N4-(beta-N-acetylglucosaminyl)-L-asparaginase activity. NCBI's taxonomy places the organism in Eukaryota, Metazoa, Chordata, Actinopteri, Beloniformes, Adrianichthyidae. Gene Ontology annotation, biological process: protein deglycosylation. Gene Ontology annotation, cellular component: cytoplasm; lysosome.
GUGACACAACAAGGAAGUUCACCGUGGCUUCCCCCUGCCCUGCCUGUCUGUGUCUGUCCGACAGAACCAUGAAGAUAAAAUAGGCUGGAUGUUGGUGUUUCAGCAGGAGAAGAUGUUCGCGCGCUUCCUGGUCCUCACCCUGACUGCGUCACUCCCUCACGCACGCGCAUCGCUGCCCCUGGUCGUGAACACAUGGCCGUUCAAAAGCGCGGCGGCUGCAGCGUGGAGCUGCCUGCAGUCCGGCGGAUCCGUGUUGGACGCCGUGGAGCAGGGCUGCGCCCGCUGUGAGGCGGAGCAGUGCGACGGCAGCGUGGGCUUCGGGGGGAGUCCCGACGAGAACGGGGAGACCACGCUGGACGCCAUGAUUAUGAACGGGAACACGAUGGAGGUGGGGGCCGUGGCAGACCUGAAGAGAAUCAAAAAUGCCAUCGGAGUGGCACGAGCUGUGAUGGAGCACACGGAGCACACCCUGCUGGUGGGGGAGUCAGCCUCCGUGUUUGCUGAAAACAUGGGCUUUGUUGCAGAAGACCUGAGCACCAACACGUCUGUGAGCAUUUUCUCCCAGUGGCUGAGGGGAAACUGUCAACCAAAUUAUCGAAAGAAUGUCAGCCCAGAUCCUUUAAAGUCCUGUGGACCCUACAGGCCAGAGGGUGCAAGGACACUGGGCAAGAGGGCACGGCUCGUCAAUGCUCUAUCCCAUGAUACCAUAGGAAUAGUUGCUCUGGACCAGGAUGGCCACGUUGCUGCUGGAACAUCGACCAAUGGACUCACUCACAAGGUUCCAGGGCGAGUUGGGGACUCCCCCAUCGUUGGAGCAGGCGCCUACGCAGACAGCUCAGCCGGCGCCGCUGCUGCAACCGGGGAUGGAGACCUCAUGAUGCGCUUUCUGCCCAGUUACUUGGCCGUGGAGCUGAUGAGAACUGGGACCGAUCCCUCAGAGGCCUGCAAGACAGCCAUUUCCAGAAUCAAGAGGCAUUAUCCCGACUUUUUUGGAGCCGUAAUCUGUGCCAACACUACAGGCCAUUAUGGUGCAGCGUGUAACAAAGCCCCCACACUGAACCAGUUCCACUUCAUGGUAUCCAACCUGGAGUCCAACACCCCAGUCCUGAAAUCUGUCGACUGCUUUUGAACGAGCCCCGUUGCAAGCAGAGCUUCUGAGGAACUGCAUAUCCCAUCAUGCAUCUGCAGUUAAGCUGUGAACUUUUAAAAAGAGAAUUAAAGUUUCUUCUGGAA